Mercurialis annua (annual mercury) is the source of this 1552-nucleotide messenger RNA. RefSeq lists its product as uncharacterized. NCBI's taxonomy places the organism in Eukaryota, Viridiplantae, Streptophyta, Magnoliopsida, Malpighiales, Euphorbiaceae. Gene Ontology annotation, molecular function: protein binding. Bases 176 to 1495 code for a protein of 439 amino acids. The transcript has a single exon. The record is from RefSeq and is a predicted model, not a curated record.
CCUUUAAAAUAAAGAAAACAGAGUCCAUAUAGAUUACUCUACAAAUUUUCCCAAUUCCUUAUCCUAUUUGGAAAAUUCGUACUCAAGUCCAAAUCAUAUACGAUCAAAUUUCACAUAAUUUUCCUCUAUUUAAGUUUCAAAAGAUGGUGCUUUUGGUUUAGUUUAAGUGCAGACGAUGAAGAAUUUUAUUAUUAUUCCCGAUGAGGUGAUUGAGAAUAUAUUCAUAAAAUUACCAGCCAAAUCUAUACUCCGAUUUAAAUCCAUCUCCAAAUAUUGGCAUUCGGUUCUCAGCAGCCAACGUUUUGCUGCAUCUCACAGCCAUUAUCACCAUCUCAAUGAGAAUGAAUAUUCUCUUGUUUUAAUAGAGGAUGAUGCCAUAAACAUUGUAGAUUAUUCCUCCCUGCAAAUUGGAAAGCAACCAUUAGAUGAAACUAAACCAGUGCCCGUCUUCGCGAAGAAACACUCUUUUCCUCCGCCUCUACAGAUAUUUCCGUCGUCCUGGCGCGACGGUUCCAGCGGUAGGCUGUACGUCUAUUCGGGCCGGAAAACAGAAUUCUUCUGUUAUUGCAAUGGAAUGCUGUGCAUCGACUCAACUUAUUUCUUGCAUUAUGAAGGCAAUGAUGUUAAUGUUCCGUAUGAUGACAGAUUCUUGCACGAUCACGUUACGGUGCUAUGGAAUCCGUGCACGAACGAGUACAGAGAAUUGCCAAAAUUAGCUGGUUAUCCAAAACCUAAUAGUGCCGUCAGCUUAAGGUUUCUAGGGUUUGUUUAUGACUCAACGAACAGCGACUAUAAAGUCAUAAGAGUCGAAAGCCAUUAUUCGGCUGAAAUAAUUACAACACUCGAUGUAUUUUCACUUAAAUCAAAUCUUUGGACAAGAAUGGCCGACAAUCUUCCGUAUAUUGGCCGUGAGGCCAUGAUAAUAAAUGAUGAUUUCUUCUGGUUGAAGCGUAAUAGAGGAAUACCAGAUCUUAAAACCUACCGGGAAACGAUGAUGAUGCUGCAUGGUCAAAUUGAUGUAGACGAAGAAGAAUAUUUUACGAGACUGAGAACCAAGGAGAAACUGUUUUGCUUCAAUUUUACGACGAAAUUAAUCACAGAGCUAGAGCUACCUCAUAUGGGUGAGAAUUGCAACUACUCUCAAACAGAAACGUUUGCAAGUUUAGCUACGAAUUGCCUCUCUUUCUUGGCCAACAAUGGUGAUCUCUGGUUAUUCAAAGACGGAAGUUGGAUGAAUUAUGUGACGAUCCAUCCAAGUUUCCCGAGAGAGAUUGGUGGUGUUUUUUAUAUGAAGCCACUUUUUUUCACCAAACAUAAUUCCAUUGUUAUGCAUGCCUCAAUUACAGAUUCUACAGAUGAAGUGUCUGGAAGGUCUUCUGUACAGGUUAUCUAUCACCCACAACACUCAUCCUUCACCGUAUACAGGGUUCACGGGCUCCAAACUCCGUGUGAUCGAAUCCUUUUCUAUAACCACACUCUUGUUUCGCCUUUGUAAUUUUUUUCUUUAAUUUUUCAAUCAACAUUUUUGUUAAGUUUGUUCAAGGGAAAAAAC